UUUCACCUAAACUCAUACUUAAGAUGGAAAGAAAAAAUUUCAACAGUAAAUGGGCAGCAAUUAAUAAACUGAGUUGAUAGCAAAGAAUAACUUAGCAAUUAUGAAACUGUGCAGUUGCUGUAGAAAGGUUUUCAAUGGUGUGUGCACAUAUAUAUGAAACAUAUUCAAAAUACCAUACUAUAUAUAAAACAUAUUCAAAAAUUCUGUCAGGAGCAAAAUAGGUCAACUGCCUAGAUUUCCGAGAUGGUAGAAUUACAAUACCGUCAGGAGAAAAAGCGAAAGUUUACAUGCUGUAUUUGUAAGGAAGCAAGACGAGACACGGAUCUCUUCGUACGCCUGGGUUUCGUUCUGCUUUAACCUAGGCACUUCCAGGCGCCCCUGCGGCCCGAGGGGAAAGCGGGACCGUUCAGGGCCCAGGCAGCGGGGGGAGAGCCGGAUAAAACCUCCAUCACAAGGGGAGCGCCCCACCCCCGGCCCCGCUGGCAUCGGGCCUCCGCGCCCAUCGGCGGCCGGGGAGGUGGACGCGGAAGUGCCGGGGCUGGCGGCGCAGGGCUCGCCCGGGGCGGGCGCGGUGGCGGCGCGGCGCGGGAUGCUGGGGCUGGCGGCGGGGCUGCUGGCGGCGGCCGCCGUGGCGCUGCUGCUGGACUGGUACGGGCCGCCGGGGGCGCCGCCGGCCCCCGGGCAGCGCCGCCGCUGGGCCCCGCAGCCCGCGCCCGGCGCGGCCGCCGCCAGCCUGCUCUGGGUCGUGCAGGUGUCAGAUAUUCAUAUCAGCAAAUUUCGGGAUCCCAAACGAGCUCCUGACUUCGAAAAAUUCUGUUCUGAAACAAUUGAUGUAAUUCAGCCAGCACUUGUUCUAGCAACAGGUGAUCUGACAGAUGCUAAGACAAGAGAUAAACUGGGAUCUGAGCAGGUAGAAGACGAGUGGAAAACUUAUCAGUCAAUCCUGAAGAGAUCAAGGGUCAUGGAAAAAACCAAGUGGAUAGACAUCAAAGGGAAUCAUGAUUCAUUCAACAUUCCACGCCUGGAUAGUGGUCAGAAUUAUUACAGGAAAUACUCUGCCUGGCAUAAAGAUGGCUCUUUCCAUUACAUCCACACUACCUCUUUUGGGAACUAUUCAUUCAUCUGCGUGGAUGCCACACUCAGCCCAGGCCCUAAGAGACCCUAUAAUUUUUUUGGGAUUUUAAACAUGAAUCAAAUGGCAGAGCUGUCUUUGAUGGCAACAGAAAGUCUACACAGCAACCAUACUAUCUGGUUUGGCCACUACCCCACUUCAACUAUCAUCUCCCCAUCCCCUGGAAUACGAACACUAAUGAGUUCUGCCACAGCCUAUUUAUGUGGACAUCUCCAUACAAUGGGUGGGCUGAUGCCAGUCUUGCACAGUCAACACCGUGGUGGCACUCUGGAACUUGAAUUGGGAGACUGGAUGGAUAAUAGGAGAUACAGGAUCCUCGCAUUUGAUCAUGACCUCCUCAGCUUCGCAGAUCUUAACUUUGAAGAGUGGCCUGUAGUUCUCAUCACCAAUCCCAAAUCCUUCCUUUACAGCAGUUCUACUCACGAACCACUAGUCAAAAUUCUUUAUUCCACUCAUAUCAGAAUUCUGGCAUUCUCUCCUUCUGUCAUUAUCUCUGUCAAAGUCUACAUAGAUGGAGUUCACCUGGGAAAUGCACAUCAGGUGUCUGGUCCUCUCUAUGUGCUGAAGUGGAGCCCACAAAACUACAGUGAAGGGUUCCAUCACAUAGAUGUAACUGUCCAGGAUGCGUCAGGAAGAAUUGGCACACGGGGCCAUUUAUUUGGUAUGGAAGAAAACCUCUCUCUUAGAUUUGACUUUUGGUCAUCUGUUAUUCUUCUCACUGACCACUAUGUUCUAGCUCGAGUGCUCUUUGGACUGACUGUGCUGAUUCAGAUUACCUUGCUUGUUGUUUUCCGACACCUCCAAAAGCCAGCACUCAAAGAAAAGCCGGGAUUACUUACUCUGACUUCAUAUUCUCUUCAUGUCUUCAGUAAAACAAACACCUUCUAUUACUCAAUUCUGGUUUUGAAUUUAUACACCAUUCUGGGACCGUGGUUUGUAGGUGAACUGAUAGAUGGCCAGAUGGGGGCCUGUUUUUCCUUUGGGGUGUUUGUUGGUGGCUCCUUCUUACAGGGUAGUAUGACAUUUGUCGUUGGGAUUUUACAGCUGAUGUUUUUCAACCUGCCAUUGAUGGCCUAUCUGUGCUGGUGCCUGCUGCUGCGAUGCCAGGGCCACAGCUUCCGUUCCCACUUCCGUCACGCCCGACGCCUCGUGGCUGUGCUUGUUCACCUGGCAAUGGCCCUGCUGCUGGCCUGGCAGGUCUAUUCCUGCUACUUCCUGCAGCGAACAUACGGCACCUUGGCCUUCUUCCUCUCCCCAAUGAGAACGUGGCUGGUGGUACUGACCGCAGCUCUCAUUUAUAAAACCUGGACACUGAAAUCAUCAGAGCUCAGAACUUACAUAACAGAGAUAAAAAACUGUCAAAGCUCCUGAGUAUAAGUACUCCAAAGUCUGUCUUAAAAACUGUCAAGGUACAACCUUAUCAUUUGGUGAUGCUGGCAUUCCAUACACGCCAACCAUUAGGUGGUAAGACCCAAAGCUGCACCUGCACUGCUACAGAACUGUAUUAAAUAGUAAAUGUACAAUAUGUUAAACACACUUUCCUUGUAUUAUACAACAUACUGUAUAAUACAUGUUAUAUAAUACAGUUAUGCAUUAUACAUCAAUACAGUCAACUGUGAAAUAAUAUCAUCAGUGAAGUUUUUUUAGUGAUACAGAGUUAAUGUGUCCAUAUGGCUCACAAAAGGAAAUAUUUGCCUAUUACUACUGUGAAUAGAAAAAUACUUUUAAUUAAUUAUUGAUUUUUAUAAUGCUGCAAAAUAGGACUUGAUGAGCUUCUGGAUUUGUGAUUCUUUGAUUUUUAUUUCAGGGGUGACUUGUGUUUUUACAAGAUUAUACCAGAUGUCUUUAUGAAGUAAUAGUGAUUACAAAGGCACUGUAGUGGCCUUCACAAUCACAGUCCUAUGCCCAUACAUGUUUUCAGUUCAUAAUGCUGUAUACAAGCAGAUUAGAGGCUGUAAAAUGUCUGUGUGUUUGUGUUCAUGUUUACCUGAACUGUGGCCUAUAGCUCUUGCCCUGGGAGUGUUGGCUAACCAACCAGGCUCACUCUCUGCAAGGAAGGAGUUUCAUUUUCCACUACUGAGGCUGCCAGUCCUCCCACCCAUGACUGGUAAAAGGACUGUGAAUUAUCAGUGGUGCUGGGGUUUUCAGCUUCAAAGCAAAGAAUGGAGACAAUGUCCUCAGGAUGGGAGAGGCUGUAGGAAUAUUAUGGUAUGAUGCUAUAAAAUCUGUAAUUUCUGUUUUUCUGGGUCUCAGCUGUGUUUCUGGGUGUCAGCCAAAUGCACCAAAGAGUGACCUAAGAAAACUCAUUUCUUUGUUUUCAUUUUUUCUAAGUUCAAAAAUUGUAGAACAUUCAGUUACAAUAAUGAAGAAUGCAAAGAUCCAGAGCCAAGAAAGCUGAGGUGCUUUGAUCUGUAAAGAACACUGCGUUGCUUCACAAAAGACCAGCUGUGAGCAGAACAUCUAAAACACUUUAGGUAAUUUUACAGUAACUUAUUUAUGGCUUCUCAAGGAAAAAGAGGGCUAAUUUAUUUAUGGUUCCUUGGGAAAAAACAGCAGUGACUGUAGUAGAACACAGUAAAAUAAAUUGGAAGAAAAUAUUGACUACAACAAGGACUUCUGUUAUUUCGAACAGAUGACAGUUUUCCAAUUCCUUAAUUUCUGUUCUUCAGUGAUACAGGAAAAUAGUAAUGUAAUACUAAUGAUAAUGUAAUGUCUUCAGUGUAAUAGGAAAAAGAAAGAGCACCCAUUUACAUGAGUUAAAUACACUGUUAAGAGAAUAAAGAAUGUAAUUUGUUGCUACACAAGUUUGUUCUGCAAAGCUGUUAGAAAAUCAGAGAUGGCGCAAAAUUUAUUUGUGAGAUACAAUACUGAAAAAUUGAUAAUAAAGUGACAUUUCACAAUUAAAUUACUUUUAUGUGAUUAGAGAGCACAAGAAGUGGCAAUAAUAUACUUCAUAUCUUUUGACUUGUUCCCAUUGUUAAAUAUAUUGUUACCCAAUAGUUUUAUCCUUAGGCUGGCCUCUCCAAUAGUCUCUGCACUGCACACACUUGAACCCACUGAUUGAUCAAGCCCACACUGAGCGUUCAUACAUGGCUUGUGUGGAGGCUGAAUUUUAUUUUUUUUAAGAAGAAAGAGGAACAAAAGUGCACUUACCAAUCCAGAAAAUUCUGGGCAUCUAGGAAAGCUGCCACAUAACCCCCUUUGGCUUCCUCAAACACCUCUCUGGGGCACUGCAGCACCCCAGUGCUGGAGAGGAUUCACCGAGGUUGCUGAUCAAGGGGUCGGCGCACACUGGAGACCUGUCCCACCAGAUUUGCUGCUGCUGGGACAGCAGGACGAUCCGGCUCUGUGGCUGUGUCACCAAAACGCCUGCUGUCCCAGCUAUGGGUUCCCUCACCAGCUGUGCAAGAAGCCCAUGGACACAGAGUUGAGAGGUGCAUUUCCUGUGUGUGCAGAGCGGGUGACAGAGCUGGCACACCUGCAGUGUCUGUACCUGCUUUUAUAUAUCCCAACCCCUGGAACAACAGCAUUCCCCCUGCAGGCAUUGCCUGUACAUUUUCUUGCCUUCAUUUAAAGGCACACUACUCUUAUUUUGCCACCCAUGCUCUAGGGGAAAGUGGCUGAUGGGAUUAUAUUUCACUAUGCUAAUGACUAAAUGUUAGCAUAAAAGUCAAGCAAACUUCUUUGGCCUUAUCAGGCAGUUGUUCCUGUGUUGUCUCCUUGUUUACUGGAUUUAUAGAGCCAUCCUCCUCUGCUUUGCACUCAUUUUGCAGAUUUAUGGAGUAAUCUUUUUCUCACUUCUCCUUGCUGGAGCCUUGUUUCUUGGUUCCUCCUGGCUAUCUUGCAGAGAAUAGAGUCUGUUGCACAUACAGCACUCUUAUCAUCACUUACCCGCACCAGAGAACAGUAGCAAAACUGAAUUUCACUACUUUUUAUCUUACUACUUUGAAUCUAUACUUCUCGUUGCAAAAUUCUGUGUUAGUGUGCCUAAAACAUCAUGUCUCAUUUCUGCUUCCUUCUUUGCUUUUCCUAAAGAGUUCUGAGUUGUCUCACUAAGUAUUUUCUCAGUUUGAAGCUUAUUCCAGCUGCUGCUACCAUUUCUAGUUGUGGGAUAAUGCGAUCUGUGAUCUUUUCUCCCCUGGUAAUCUAUUUAUGGAUUAUAUAAAUAUUUCUUACUGUGAAGAGAAGCCAGUAAAGAGAAGGUUAGUACAGCAAAAGAGAAGAGCAAUGUUAGAAACAGGACUAAGUAAUCCUGCACUUUCUUCUUCCACAAUCAAUGCAUUAAAAUAUUGAAUGAAGAGAUUAAGCUAUUUGAAAGGGAUCUGCCUCAGGUCUCUUCACUUUUGUAACAACAGCUACUAUAAACUGCAGUAACAAAUACUUACAUCUGGGCUGGAAAGGUCUUUUCACGGUGUUGGUGACAUUUUGCAUGAAAUCCUGACAUUUAACUGUACAGCUUAGCACUAAACCCUAAUAGGUGCUCUUAUGAAAAAUACCAUGUUUUUCUAUUUUCAAUGAACAAGACAAAAAGGAGGACAAGAAACAAAAUGAACAAAAAAAAACCAAACACAAAAAAAAAAACACCAAAACCAAACCAACAAACAAACCAAAAAACAGGAAAGGGAUGAAAAUGAAAGGGAAGAAAGCAGAAGGGAAGAAAAUUAAAUAUAGGGCAGACAACAGCAAUACUUCAAGAUCCAAAGGGAGAUCAGAUGGAAAUGGGAAUGCAUAAGAUAAUAGUUACAAAGCAGAAGAUUGGCUUCAUCAAAAAUUAGAAUAAAAAGUGUCGCUGCCCAAACCGUUUACAUUUUAUUACCCUUUGCAAAUGCUUACUUAUAAAGAUUGUAGCUGAACUUCCUUACUGUGGUCAUGAUGUCACAUGAAGAUGGAAAUGCAUAAAAGUUCACAAAAAGCCCCUAGCAGCUGUAGGUCAGUUUUGAAACCAUAACAAUGGGGGCUGGAGUAAUGGAGCAGUGAAGAGUCCUCAGGAACAGAAUGCUAUAUGAAAAGGCCCCAGGAAGAGAAUACUAGAAAUCCUUAUUUAGUUAACAAACAAUUUUUCAAAGAGGCUCAAGCAGAAACUGUAAUAGAAUAUAAGGUUAAAUAGUAACUUGAUAGGUGAUAGAAGGAAAAUGUAACUUAGAACAACCUUUGAUUACUGUAAUACUCAGAGACACCCCUCCCAGAAAACUUGUCUGUGUAAAUGAUAAUAUAAUGAACUGCAUCAAGAUUUGCACAUGCGCAUUAGGAAUUUUGUCAUAGGCAUCAGCAAUUAAGCAUGAGUGACUAUUAGUCAGUGUUUGUAUGACUCUUCCCUUAACAUCCUUUUUGAAUAAAAAGCUGUACUUGUUUCCUAGAAGUUGUGCCAGUGCUCUGUGUGUUACAGGAGCUGCUGUUCCAUGUACAUGGAAAAAUUGCUGGAUUAUACCAGAAAGUCAAGACGACCUAAAGAGAUCAGUAGAGGAACAAAGAAACAAGAACCCCAGCCAACAGCUUCUAAGGAGACCAUCUUAAAUCAAGAAGGUAAACAAGAUGGUGAACUGCUUUGGCUCAGAAAGGUGAAAAAGUAAUUUUGGAAGCGUGAGAUCAUAACCAGGGACUCAAGAAACCCACUGACUCAAAAGAUAAGCAGUUAUGCACAAGCAGACUUAGUUAGCAAAUGUGAUGCCAGCCAAUUAUGAGUAAAAAUUAAUAUUAUGAGAUAGAGAGUGAGGCAAAUGCAUGCAUUCCAAGCUGGUUUUGGAAUUACUACCUAGCACCCAUCUUGGUGCAAAAUAUUAAAUAAACCAAGUAUUUUGGCUCUGGGCCAGAUACUGGCUUUGCACUGCAGGUACUGAACCCUGUUUGAGGAACACCACCAGCUGUGUUGGUGGAGAUAAGAAACAGAUGCAUGGGUCUGUUUUUGGGAAAAGGAGAACAGCUUGACCUAAAAAACAUGGAAUGCAAUAAAGGGAAACUAAGACAAUGAGAUAAAAAGGGAAGAGACUUAUUACGAUGUUGACAUCUCAAGAGACAGAAAUAAUUAACCAUUCGCCCAGAGUUACAGGGAAUCAGGAGGGGGUUAUGAAACAUGGUCUUGCCUUAUUGUUGUAAAAUGUGAAAUAUGUAAAAGUUCUCUUAAAAAGGGAUGUUAUUUGAUAUUUAUAUAUUUUCAAGCCUAAUUAACAAGAAAGAAGAUACAAUCCACAAAGCAGGUAGCAGCUAAUAAGCAAUCUCUAAGUGAUGCCCAGGAGUUAAAGUACUUGUUGGCUUCAAAGUUUAGGGCUUGACAUGCUUGAUCUCAGGCAUAGUGGGAGGUUAGCAAAGCUUGGGAAGAAUGUACUACUGACAGAGGAUACAAAGAAUGCAGACUUUAUUGGCCACAAGGACAUCUGGAAGAAUUCCCAAGAUAAGGAAGAAACUAAUGAAGACAACUCAGCAACUGUGCUGAAACUGGCUCUGACUGGAUAAAGGUAAUUCUGACAUGGGAGAUCACAACCACUAACUCACUAAACCCACCAACCCAAAAGAAGUGAAAGACUGGGCAUGUGGACUAAUUACUAUGAGAAGCAACCUCCAAAGCAUACUGGAUUUUUCUUACCAGCUAUUUAUCACCCUUUGUUAAAUGACACCUCUCGCAGUACAAAAUAUAUAAUAGCUGAAGAGCCACACUAUUACAAAUAUUAAGAAAUCAGGACUUAGGAAAUUGGAAAUUAGGAAAGAUUAAAAAAACCCAGUUUUUAUAACUGAUGGCAUUUAAUUUAAAGAAUCUUCUCCUUAUGGCUUUUUAUUCUUAAGAGUUGACAUGAACCAGGAUUCACAAUACAGGAAUACUUCUGUGAGAAUAGUAAACACUGGGGUUAUCAGGGUGAGGUUUACUUUGACUGUCCCUAUCUUUUUGUCUUAAAGCCAUUUUGAUUAAUGCUGCUAGAGCCUGUACUGCCCUCCACAGCUUACCUAACUCCCGGACUGCUACUGCAAUCAAGCUGUCUUUAUUAUGGUAAGGAAUCAGUAUCUCAGCAUGAUCUCACUCUGAAUCACCCCUCACAUCACAGCUCUUAAUAGACUAGUGACUUGCGUGGAUUACUAAGCAAUUCCUAUAAAAAUAAUAGUGCUGGGAAUAUUAUAAUUUUAUCAUAUUUUGCUCCAGUUGUGAAAAAUAACUGUCUAGAGGACAAUUACUCAUGGAAAGUGUGUCAACUCAUGGUGCUAGAGAUGAGCUCGCUCUGGAAUAGCUCUUCAGCAAAUAUUGUGAUAUUUACUUCCUCGAGAUUUGAAUCAAACUCUGCAGGCUUUUUGCUGUUAAUCAGUACCUAUAGCUAGGCAGUUAUAAUUAAGCAAUUGCACAGUGAAACUUGUAGGCAUGGCUGAACCAUUGUUUUAAGGAAAAGGGAACACAGUCCCAAAAUAAAUGGGCUGUCUGGAUGAGAGCCCUUGGAGUGAAGUCAGCAGGACUGAGCAGUAACUAGAGAAAAGGUAAUCCUGCAGGGAAGAUCAAAACUACCGACCCCCUGACCACCAAGUUAAAACAGAUCCCCAAAUGGAAUGGGGGGGAAGAAGUGCACAUGAGGAAUAAUUAGCAUGAGAAGCAAGAGAUAUAGCUGGCAAAUAAGGGUCUGAGUACUAAUUAAUGAAAAAGCUGUAUCAAUUGCAAGCAAUGAAUGCUGAUGGUUUUGUUUGCUAAAAUGUGCAAGUAGUGUAAAGUUUUCAUGGUGGUGAGGCAGACUUUUGUGGGUUGCCCCCUAAUUAAUUUCCUAGUUUGCACAGAGUACAAUAAAGAAAUAGGAAUUUCUCACCUUGAUGUGUGAAGUGCUGUCACACACCAACCAGGUGACGAGCCUGUGCUUGGGACAACACAGGAUGUUCUUUUAAACCACACCCAUUAAAUAUUUGCAAGUGUAGGUGGCAACUGUCAAAAUCACGUCAAGAACAUAUUAUUCAUUUCAAGUACAAACUAUUGCAUUGCUGUUUCUAGUUCAAUUUAAUUUAUUAGCAUCCCAAAAUCUCUGCUUUCAGUACAUACAGAACAACUUAAUGGUUUAUUAAAGAAAUGGAAAUUAGUAUUAAGUAAAAUCUUGUCCACUGUUAGAGGCAGAAUGCAAUUAUUUUUCUCAAACCAUUGACUUUUACUUCGAAAUUAAGACGAUCUGUUUUCCAAUAUUGCCUCCAUUCAUCAUGGACUGGAAAGCAGCUUUAAGAAAAAUAAUGAAAUAAGUUAAUAUUAAGCAGUACAAGCCAAGUAGCUUCUAACAAUGAAACCAAAAAUGGUAGAAGAAAAUGUAUUAAGCAGCUCCCCAAAAAGGAGAGAUACUACUUUGGACCUAACCAUAUUUAUCCUUAAUGAUGUACUAAAUUAAGAAGGGGAUUAAAAAAAAAAAAAACACCAAAAAAACCACAAACCAAAAAACCUAGCCUGUAAUAAACUGCUAAGGGCAGCUUUGUGUAAUAAUUUAAAAAAAAAAUCUGUAAGCAACUGUUUGACCCUAUACAAGUUAAAGAUUACAUUUGCUGCUUUUGUGAUAUGUCACACAAACAGGAAAGACAAGGCAUGAAUGCACAGCUCACAAAGGCUGUGGGUCACACAAAUGUUUGUGAAAGAAAAGCUUUCUAAAUAUUGUACAAUAGUGGGAGAAGCUGGUACAAAAGAAUAUGUCUUUGAGUAAACAAAGUAUGAAAGUAUGAUAUAUGACUGAUAUAUCUGACCAAGUUACUUCAAAACACAUAUGUAUACCAGUAAGGAGGAAUUAGCAAUGACUAGAAUAAAUUUAAAUCUAUGAGAUUUAGUUAUCACUUAAUUCCACUAGUUUUCAAACUUGUGGGACUAAUGGCUAAAGGGACUAAAUCACACUCUUCCCUCUUCCUUAAGGGGACACAUUUUUACAACACAUCACAUGGCUCAUGUCACCAGACCCCCUUCAUUUUUUUAUUUCCUUUGUUACAGAUACUUUGAACAGACUACAGAACAUUUUGUUCUAUUAAAAGAAAAUAAUUUUUACUUUCUUUAGUAAGAUGCUUUGCCCUUUCUUCUGUAUAUUUUUCAUUUUUUUUUUGUUAGCAAAUCCAACAACAACCUCUGUUAGAUACUGCAUUUUUAAAGUAUAAAGGAUUUUUAAAAAGCAUUUCCUUACACACAAGUUCAAAGAAAGGGGCAGCACUUUAAACAUCUAAGAUCUGGAUGAUUAUUACCAGUUGCUAAGACAGCAGUCUAAGAAUAAAUUCCCCUCAGUACUAAAACAACAACAACAACAAAAUCUAAAUUUAUAUUAAAUUAUUUAAAAUAUACAAUAAUUCUCUUAAAGACUAUUUCAAUAAUUAGUGAAAAAAUCAUUAUAACAAAAAUAAUGUUUUUGAUAAAAUACAAACAUCUAAAUUGACAAAGGAAACAAAGGAGGUAGUUAACCUCUAAUGUCAUUGCAUAUAAUCAGGCCAUUACUCUUCAGAAAUGAUGUGAAUAUCUUACCACCGAUGUUUGCUAAGCCUUCUACCACGGUCUCUCUGACCUGUCAAUGCAAACAAAUCCUUUCAGUUUUCCUCAAACAAGAGCAGCAUUCCACAUUUCUUAGAAACAUGCCAAGAAACUGCCACAGAAACCACCAAAAUCUAAAGACUUCUCUUGCUACAAUGGACAGAGCUCUGUUUGGACCAGAUUCUUUCUUCAAGAGAGGUGUGAACAUUUUCUGAUAAAUUUGCAGGUGGGUUAACUCUUCAAUCAGAUUCCUGCCCCUACCAAAACUGAAUGUCUUGGUAUUUUCCCAGGAAGAUUACUGAUCACUUGAAGAAGCAAAAACUAAUUCAGACAGACCUCACAGGGAAGGCACAGUUAAGCAUAUAUCCAUUACAAAGUAAUAAAUGGUGAUUAUAAAGCUUGAAGUAAAAUUUCCAACAAGAGCCUCAAAAGCAUUCAGGACACUUAGCUCAUCAGGUAAUUGAAAGUAAGUAUUUUUGAGAGUCUGAAUCUUUAAGUAAAAAAGCACUUGCACCCUAUGGUGAAAUAAAGAAUAAUAAACAGUUAAAACAUGUAAUCAGAGAAGUCAGUUAUACUACAGUCACACCAUUCUCAGCAAGUACCUUUUAAAACAGCACUACCUAAUAAGCUUUCAGUUAUACUUACACUUUUUUUAAAAGGUCUGUUCAAUCCUGAGGCACAGUAAGAGAGCCAGAGACAAAGAAAUUAGUCCUCUUGUAGUAGGAGACAGUAUCAAAGGCCAUAGAUUAAACCUACAAGUUCUCACCUUCAGUUUACCCUCCUGGAUCCACUGGCAGAGCUGUAAUACACUAGCUUCUUGUUUGUCCAUGUAGUUCAACACCAAGAAUCUUUCCCUGUGAAAGAAAAGAAUGAGCUUUGGUUUAAGAAACUUCGAUCAAUGUCCUUGAAAAUCUUUAAAAUCAGAAAACAGCCUUGUUGAAAGAAGGGUUAUGAGCACAAAUUAUAAAGAAAUGUAGCUCAGGGCCUUGCCAGUUUGUUGUGACAAUUCCUGCAGUGGGAGCUGGACAGGAACACCAGUCUUAGGAAAUUUUCUUCAAGUAUCAGAGAAAAGAGUAAUAAAAAUCAAUAGUUAAAGUAGUAUCAUCAGAAUAAGCAAAUAUCCAUAAAAUGUGAGCAAAUUCCCAUUAUUUGUUGCCUUUUAUUUUUUCUUUUUUUCAGUGGUAGGGAGAAUAAUUAGUGAACCUGCAACCAGAUGGUGAGAAUAACUUAACUUCCAGGUUCCCCACAAUUCUGCAUAUCCUGCUGUCACGGCCUUCCAUAGCAACUGAGAAAUUGAAAUUACCAUAAAAAAUUAUAAUUACUUGUAGGGAUAUACUGACUAAACUCUCCACUGCAUUCUACUAUGCACGGUAUAUUUCAAUAAUUAUAUUCAUUUUUUAGAAGGGCAGACAACAGUAACAAGGACAAGGAAAGAUUUUAAUUAGACAAGAUCAAUUGAUUUGCACAGAAAUCAAGUCUCCCAAAUGUCCUGCAAUGCAAUGACUGAAAAAUCUAAGACUCUCCUCCUCAUCUUUGCCUUAGCUCCAUCUGAACCCUAAGGGGAAAUUUAGCAAUUCCCAGAGUCAGAACAUAAUAAAAAUGUUCUACCCAUAUAUAUCUGUCACACCUACAGUUCCAUUAUCUAAUAAACCCCCAAAUACUAAAAAUGUAAUUUCAAUAAAAUCAGCAUCAGCUGCAUCCUUAUGACAGAACUACAACAUUUUGAGAGAAGGCACUUUGCAAAGCAUCUGAGAACAGAACUAUGGCAACACCUUCCCUCGUACUAAAGAAUUGUCAGGGAUUAAAGGACUGAAUCAAGCAACCUCAAACAAAAUGUAACAACUGACAUCUAUGACUCUAUAUAAAAACAUCCUUUCCCAUUUUUUUAUGCUGAUAAAGACAAAUAUAAGGGAAAGGAUCUACUGAUACAACAAUUCUAUUUGCCUUUUUAGGCAUGGCAACAUUCUAUUCCAAUUACAAGUAGCUACUGCAGGUUGCACACUACAAACACCAUAGGAACAAUCUACCUGGAACCUGGUCACAAGUUCUGGAGGAGAAAUGUACCUUGUGAUGUUCCUUUCUUUCUGUAUUUUUUCUAUGUCAGGAGGCAGUGGAGGGGGAUAAGGCACAUCUUUGUUAUACUGCGAAAUCUGUCCACACAGGAUGAUAUGGCUGUUCUGAUUCAUCUGUUUGGGACAACAAAGUGAGAAAAAUGGCAUUACUCGGCCUCAGAAACUAAAUUUUUCAGAUGCAAUAGAUGUUAUUGCAAAAAUUUCACUAGGCACAUUUCCUAUAAGAUGGGAGAAUUGCAUGCAGUCCCAUUCAAUCUAUGACAUUAAAACAGGUAAAAAUGCAAGGCAGUAGUGGGAAAAUAACUGCUAUACAGCCUUGUGUAAUUUUAAAAGGCACUAAAUAGAAGGAAUAUAGGAAGAUGUUAUCUUAAUGUGGGCCCCCAGAAUCAGCACCUGAAGUCGAAAGCUGUGGAAGUAUUAAAGCUGUGUUGUAUUACAGGCUGGACUCCAGUAUGAAUCAAUUGAAAGCUGGACAAUGGAGAAUGACUAGAAUAAACUUGGCAGCUGGAAUAAUCACCUGACUUAUAACUGUAUCACUGAUGUCUCCACCAACAUUGUCAAAGUAAACAUCCACACCAUCUGGGCAGACAUCACGUAGCUGUUUUGCCACAUCCCCCUUCUUGUAAUUGAUAGCAGCAUCAAAUCCCAU
Molecule: messenger RNA, 13298 nt
Organism: Passer domesticus (house sparrow)
Lineage: Eukaryota; Metazoa; Chordata; Aves; Passeriformes; Passeridae
Gene: TMEM62
Product: transmembrane protein 62
Exons: 14
Coding region: 590-2503 (637 amino acids)
Molecular function (GO): hydrolase activity
Source: RefSeq, a predicted model, not a curated record